This is a messenger RNA of Anolis sagrei ordinatus, 7934 nucleotides long. RefSeq names its product lysine demethylase 6B (gene KDM6B). Gene Ontology annotation, biological process: regulation of gene expression; heart development. Gene Ontology annotation, cellular component: MLL3/4 complex. Gene Ontology annotation, molecular function: chromatin DNA binding; RNA polymerase II cis-regulatory region sequence-specific DNA binding; histone H3K27me2/H3K27me3 demethylase activity. NCBI's taxonomy places the organism in Eukaryota, Metazoa, Chordata, Lepidosauria, Squamata, Anolidae. The record is from RefSeq and is a predicted model, not a curated record.
GCACAGAACACAACCCUCAUUUCUUUGUUUGAGUAGAGACUGAAGGGGGGGGGCCCAAGCGAGCUAAGGCAAGCCAGCCAGCCAGCCAUCGAGUGUGGAAGGGAGUUUAGUGGAGAGAAAGCUCACAACGCCGCCGAAUCCUGUGGAUUUAUCUUAGUUGGCACUAAAGUCCGCUCCCCAAAAAAGCAGCAAGAUUGGCCAUAUUUUUUUUCUUGCAAAUUUUCAUAUUUUGGUGCCCUUUUUGGAUUUUUUCCUUUCUUUUUUUCCUUCAUCGUCUUUUCCUUGUUGGGUUUUUAAUUAUUUUUAUUUUUUUUGGAAAAUUUACAUUUUUUCCUCCUCUCUUUCUGCCUCUUUCUCUCUCAAUUCUUCCCUCAGCCGAGCGAGGGGAGACCCUGACGAGCGGAGCCCCAUUGCCCCCUAAUCUUAGCAGUUCCCUUUCCUGCAGGAUUAGGUCCCACGCCAUGGCGGGAGCGUAGCCGUAACCCCCCGCCAGCCGUGCCUCGUGGGCCAGUACGCCGCAUGGGUCCGGUGUGGGGGGGGAGUCAACCCAUCAGAAAUUGGCAGCAGGCAAACCCCCACUUUGACCUCACUGAAGUACCGAUGUGAAAGAUGAUUGGCGGCUACGCAAAGGAGGACGUCGUGUGAUUGGCCGCCUUCAAGAAAAGAGAGCCAGCCUCAGCCACAAACGUUGUAUGUGGUUGUGACUGGAAGAGAGGCUAAACCAGAGGACACGCAGCCAGCAAGACACUGGGUGGGGGCACCCAUCGCUCCGAUCCUGGGGGGGUGGAGGGUGGGGCACCAAGACGCAUCCACUGCGGCAGAAGAGACUGGAUGCAUCGCACAGUGGAGCAGUUGGGGGUCCGUGCUGGACGGGACCCUUUCUCUCUCGGCAGCUUGGGCUGCAACGGAGCUUGGAGUCCGUGCCAUUCCCGCCCAUGGCUCCCGGGCGGCAGGUGCUCCGCCAGCGUGGGUCAGCCCCAGCUGCCCCCGCACCUGCCGCCCAACCACGGUGCUAACAUGGGGCAGCACAACAAAGGCUACUUCCCUUCAGGGAACCUGCCCCCAAGGCCUCUCCAUGGAAAGCUGGAGGCCAUCCACGGCUGCGUCCAGGCUCUGCUCCGGGACCAGGGCCAGCCGCAGCUCUGGGAACAACUGGGUGAGAUUUACGAGUCGGAGCAGGACUGUGAAGAGGCCGUGCACUGCUAUCAGAAUGCGGCCCGGUACCAGCGCGACUAUGGGAGCUAUGGCGAGAUGCACGCCCGGAUUGGACGCCUUCAGCAGGCUCAGCUGUGGAAUUUCCACUCCGGUUCAUCUCAUCACCGGUCAAAGGCGUUGCCUCCUCUGCAACAGGUCUGGAACCUCCUGCACCUUGAGAAGAGGAACUUCCCCGGGAAGCGCAACCCCCAGCUGAAGAGGCCUGGUCCCCCCAUGGAGCCCCCCGUGGUGCAGCCGAUCCCCCCGGUCCAGCACCCUCCCCACUCGGGGCACGCCGAGGAGAUGCCCGCCCCCAUGAAGAGACGGAGGAGCUCCAGCCCGGACCAGAACGGGAACGGGCUUGGCCACCACCCGCCGGGGCCCGGCAUCCCCGGCAACCCCCAUUACCAGCUGCCUAAACCGGGACUGUGGAACCCGCUCCACGGAGACUCCUGGGGACAAGAGCGCAAGAAUGUGGCUGCCCCAGAGAGACAAGAGCAGAGGAACUCGGUGGCUCAUCCCUUCCCGUACCCGUCUCCCGCCUAUGGUUCCCACCCACCCCCUCACCGCCCUUCGGCUAUGGCGCCCAGCCCUCGCACACCGCCAGCACACCGCCCGUCCUUGGAGAGCCAUGGCUGCCUGGCCCGGCCCAACGGAAGUGACCUUAGAGACAGCCGGGUCCCCCGGGCGCGUCCGGACUCCACCGCCACACCAGCAACCGUUGCCUGCGUGCCUUACGCCCCGCGCCCGACCCCGGGAGGCCCACCCGCCACCAGCAAGACCACCUCGCGAGGGCAGCCACCCCUUGACAGCCUUGGGUCUGAUCAUUACCAAACACCGGCACUGGACCAGUCCUGUCCUGCCCAGGAGAGCGGAGGCCGCAAACAUCCUCCUCCGCCGCCGCCACCACCGCGACCAGCGCCCUGCCUUGCCCCCCGCAACAUGCCCUGUGCUCGCAUGCCGCCUCCCCCCACCAUCACGAGAGGGCCUCCAGCACCAGUGGUUGCACGGCCCCCACCCACCACCCCACAGUGCCCCCCGCCCCCUCCACCACCCCCACCCCCACCACCCCCUCCACCCCCGCCUCCUAUGCCCUGGAUGAAAGGGCCGGCGGCAUUUGGCAGCAAGGCUGGAGAGGAAGAAGCUAACAGUGACCCUCUGAGUGAUAUUUUGUUUGGAUGUGGGGAACCCCGCCGGGAGGAACCUCCACUGCUGGCAGCUUGUGAGGCGGGGCGCAGUUUCCAGGAUUCCAACACCAGCAGUCAGAAGGGGUCUUUCUCUCUCCCCCGAGAAGAGCCAGUGGAGAAGUCCAGCCCCCUGAGAUCAGCCAGCCCCGUGCCCUCUCCACCCCAUGAAUUCUGGCUGCCCGAAAGUGGCCAGGAAGAGAAAGGUUCCAGCGGCACCCCAGCGCUGACCCCAAGCCCCUCGAUUACCUCAGGAACCUUCCGGUCGCCAGAGAGCCCUCCUCAGCCACCAGCGCUGCCUCCGCAGCCCCCACCGUCACCCCCGCAGCCGCCUCGGGCCUCCUAUCCAAAGACACCUGAGCCGCCCGAGGUGCCUCCGGCCCCAGAGGCCGCCCCAGAACGCCUCUUCGGCUUCGCCAGCCCUCCGCUGGAGCACCAGUUUGAGGAGCCCCCAGAAUUCUCCAAGAUCCUACCGGAUGGCCUGGCGAACAUCAUGAAGAUGCUGGACGAGUCAAUCCGGCGCGGGGAGGAAGAGCGUGAAGAGAGCUUCCCACCGCCACCACCCUCAGCCCCGCUUCUGCCAAGCCCCCCGCCUUUGGCGAGACCGAAGCCUCCACCAUCCUCCUCCUCCUCCUCCUUUGAUUACCCCAAGCCGUCCGGGCAGGAUCCACCAGAGCCUCCCUGCCUGUACCGCUUCGGCAAACGUGAUGCAGAGGAGAGGCCCCCUCCGACAGCAGUGGUUGCGGCAGCAACGGGAGGAGGAGGAAAUACUACUAGUAGUAGUGGAGGAGCAGGCAGCAGGAAGUUCCCUCACCACAGCACUGCCUCUCUGCUGAAGUCUUUGGCCAAUGUGCUGGAGGGGCAGAAGCACUCCUAUCGGCCAAAACCUCUGACCCCACCAGGUGCUAAGAUGCCUCCUCUGGCUGCCGCCAGCCAGAGCACUGUGCCGCAUUUCUCUACCUCAAGCCAACCCUGGGUCGGAGGAGCUGGGACGGUGGCUGAGCGGGUGACCACCCCUCCACCCCCGCCCCCAACCCGGCCAAUCAAGACGGAAUCAGAGGUGCUGGAAGAAAUCAGUCGAGCGUGCGAGACCCUUGUGGAGCGAGCAGAGAGGGAGAAGACCCCUCCGCCGCCCGCCACCCCGCAGCCACCACCACCACCCUCGCCUCCUCCUACUCCUCCCCCUCCUUCCCCUGUCCCCCCUCCUCCGGUCAGGGCCCCCACACCACCGCCCCCUCCACCUCCUCCCACCCCGCGACCCAAGGAUGAGUCUCGGAAACGGGACCGCGAGCACCGUCGACACCGCCGCUCCGGGAAGGACGGGUCUCGGCGGCACCGGGAAGGCAAGGCCCACAAAGAGAAGAACCGGCAGAUCCUGGGCAGCUUAGAUGUCCAGAGCAGCGAGAGCCAGGCGCGGGAGAAUGGGGCCAAGCCGCCGCCGCCUCCCCCACCAUUGCCGUCUCUGCCGUUGCCGCCACCACCGGUCCCCCAACCCGAGCGGAAGCCCACCAUCAAGAAAGACGAGGGGGUGCUCAGCACAACGGGCUCCACAGUCGUGUGCUCGGCUGACCUACUCAAGCUGCGCUCCUUAACCGAGGGGCCUCCGAAAGAGCUGAAGAUCCGCCUCAUCAAAGUGGAGAGUGGCGACAAGGAGACCUUCAUCGCCUCCGAGGUGGAGGAACGCAGGAUCCCCUUGGGGGAACUCACCAUCAACCAUUCGGCUGCGGAAGUGGUGCGGGCCAGCAAGCAUGCCAAGGUAAAAGGGAAAUUCAAGGAGUCUUACCUGUCGCUCAGCAACUCCGUCAAACCUCAGAUCAACAUGGAUGAAAAGCUCCCGCGGGAUAAGCUCAACCCUCCAACUCCGAGCAUCUAUCUGGAGAGCAAGCGGGACGCUUUCUCUCCCGUCCUCCUGCAGUUCUGCACGGACCCCAAGAACCCCAUCACCGUCAUCCGGGGUUUGGCAGGAUCUCUCCGUCUCAACCUGGGCCUCUUCAGCACAAAGACCCUGGUGGAGGCCAGCGGGGAGCACACCGUCGAAGUCCGCACGCAGGUGCAGCAGCCAUCGGACGAGAACUGGGACCCCUCGGGGACGAAGCAAGUCUGGCCCUGCGAGAGCAGCCGGUCGCACACCACCAUCGCCAAGUACGCCCAGUACCAAGCGGCCUCUUUCCAGGAGUCACUUCAGGAAGACAAAGAGACUGAUGACGAGGAGACUGAUGAACCGGACAGCACAACGGAGACACCGCCGCCAAGCAACCCUGACCAGAAACCACACCAUAUUAUCAAAUUCGGGACCAACAUCGACCUCUCGGAUGCCAAGCGGUGGAAACCACAGCUGCAGGAGCUGCUGAAGUUGCCAGCUUUCAUGCGGGUCACAUCGACAGGAAACAUGCUGAGCCACGUGGGGCACACCAUCCUGGGCAUGAACACGGUGCAGCUCUACAUGAAAGUGCCCGGCAGCCGCACCCCAGGUCACCAGGAGAACAAUAACUUCUGCUCCGUGAACAUCAACAUUGGUCCGGGAGACUGCGAGUGGUUUGCUGUCCAUGAGCAUUAUUGGCAGAACAUCAGCGCCUUCUGUGAAAGGCAUGGUGUGGACUACCUAACUGGCUCGUGGUGGCCCAUCCUGGAGGACCUUUACCAGUCCAACAUCCCGGUCUACCGCUUCAUCCAGCGGCCCGGGGACCUUGUGUGGAUCAACGCAGGGACGGUGCACUGGGUCCAGGCCACCGGGUGGUGCAACAACAUCGCCUGGAAUGUCGGCCCAUUGACAGCGUACCAGUACCAGUUGGCGCUGGAGCGCUACGAGUGGAACGAGAUCAAGAACGUGAAGUCCAUUGUGCCCAUGAUCCAUGUCUCUUGGAAUGUGGCCCGCACGGUCAAGAUCAGCGACUCCGACUUGUACAAAAUGAUCAAGUAUUGUCUGAUGCAGUCAAUAAAGCACUGUCAGGUCCAGCGCGAGAGCCUGGUGCGGUCCGGGAAGAAGAUUGCUUACCAGGGCCGAGUGAAGGACGAGCCGGCCUACUACUGCAAUGAGUGUGACGUAGAGGUCUUCAACAUCCUCUUCGUGACGAGCGAGAACGGGAGCAAGAACUCCUACCUGGUGCACUGCGAGGCUUGCGCCCGCAAGCGCAACAACUCCCUCCACGGCGUGGUGGUGCUGGAGCAGUACAAGACGGAGGAGUUGAUACACAUCUACGACAGCUUCACCCUGGCUGCAUCGCCCAGCUCCAGAUGAGCCAUACCCUGCCCGGACACAGCCAGAGGUCUGGGCUCCUCUUUCCUCCCGGCCGGCCUGCCAGCGAGCAGCUCCUCUGCCUUUUGUCUGACGACAGCAGCAGCAGCAGCGUUGGGGGUGAGGCGGAGGGGUGCCCCCAGCCGGCCCCCUUCUUCUCCCCUUCUCCUCUCCCUCCCUCCCUCCUUUCAGAGCAGCUGAGCCUCCAACCUCCACUCACUCCGGCUCCUCUCUCUUGGGCUGGAGUGACACAACAGAACCGGAAUAAUAACCCAGACGUUCCAACCAUGGAUCCCUUUUUAAUUUAUUCUUUUUGUUUUUUGAGAUGAACUCUUUCUUCUUCUUCUCCUCCUCCUUUUUCUUCUUCUCCCCCUCUGUGGGUGGUGCUGAUUUUGUAUUAAAAGAGAGAAAAAAAAACAAUGAUAAAAAAAUAAUAAUAAGGGCAGCAAAAAUAGAUUGGAAAGGCAACGGGCGUUUUCUCUCCCUCCCGUCGGUCGGUUCCGCAUCGGACUCCUCCGCCUCCGCUCGCUCGCCUGUCGUGCCUGGUUUUCCCCUCGGACUGCGGCGCAUCAGGAGCCCCGAGGCACGGAUGACAAGGAAGUGGCGGAAGGAAGGAAGGAAGGAAGGGUUUCUUUCACAAGAGCAUUAAUUUCCUCUUUUCUCUCUGAUUCCUUCUCCUUGGACUCGGGAGAGCAAAACAGUGGAGCAGAGAGAUGGAUUCCUUGGCGGGGAGGGUGUGUGUUUUGGUUUGGUUUCUUUUUCGAUUGCAUUUCUUUUCCUUGUUGGAACUUUACAAAAAGAGAGUUUUUUGGAAAAACACAGAACGCAAGCAAGCAAAAAAAAAAAUUUAAUACGGGUUUCUUAACACAGGACUUUUAUGGGUUCAGUUCUCUCUGGGCAAACUUCUCACUUGGGAGGCGGCGGCGGCGGGAGAAGUGUGUACAUGGAUUUAUAUAUAUCGGGCGGGGUGGGGAAAAGGGAGACCUGUUGCGCGUGUGGUUUUUAAUUAUUCCGAUGGACAUUUUGAUUUCUUACAUCCUUUUAUAUAUUAUAUAUAUAAAUAUAAGGGAAAACGAAAAAAGUUUCCUGGUUUGUAUUAGAAACUGCUUUUAAAAAACGAAAACAGAAAACCGACAAAAAAAAUUAUUAUUAUAUUAUACACAGACACAGAGAGACACGGAAGUCCGGUUUGGCGCGAUGAGUUUUGGGAUUUUGGCCCUGUGCAAAGGAUAUGGUGCUCGCCCCAAAUAUAGACACACGGGUAGAUGGGAGAACCGGUUUGCAAAAAUGGGGGAACGACCUGCGGGAUUCGGCUCCUCCUGCCCUUCUUCUGCCGCUUGAUCCCCUCUUCGUGCCAUUUGGGGAAGGGGCAAACUAACCGCGGACCCUUAACGCUCUAGCUAACUUUCACCCUCCUGAUCUAACGAAAGACACCCUCAAUGUUUCCUCUUUAGCGGAUGACACGAUUUCCACCUUAACUCUUAACCCAUUUCUAAAGCCUCCCGUUCCCUCGUUCUGCAUGCUUUUCGCCUCCCGGUUCAUUUUGCAAACAAAUGUCGCAGAUUUGGGGUAAUUUUCUUUCUUUUUUUCCCCCCUCUCCUCCUUUCCAAAUAAUGCGUACCUCCAUGCCUCAGAAUUGUUUUGCAAUUUGUAAAUGUUCAGUGUCUUGAUCUCUCUUUUUUUCAAUCUCGCUCUUUCUCUCUCUCCCUUUUUUUUAAUUUAUAUGUCUUUUUUUUGGUAAUGAUUUCUCUAUUUAUUGGUCCUUUCAUGGGGUUUGAUCCAGCUUUUUUUUUUUAAAAAAAAAGGAAAGAAAUAACUUUUUACAAUGUUAAUGUAUCUCUGUUUUUAAGUGUCUCCUCUUUCGUUGUUAUUGUCGUCGUUUCUUUUACUCUGGAAUUUUUAUUGAAUUUCUAAAUGUUUUAUUAUUAUUAUUAUUAUUGUUGUUUUUCCCGUCUUGUAACAUUUUCCUUAACAUGAUGGUGCUCAAGUUUUCUCGCCGCCGGGAAAAGGAGGCGAGCCAAGCUUUCGUCGCCCCGGUUCAUCUGUUGAUUUCCAUUUCGAACACAGCUUCUCCCGGCCCGACAUUGUAAAAACCUCUUCCUUCCGAAACCUGCACUUUUGAAAUUCCCGAAUUCCCGAACCCCCCGGCCCCUCUUUCCCGACACAAACACACUGUAAUUGAAACAGACGACCAUCUAGCUACUCUGGAAACAAAGAUACACAGAAAUGGAUUCUUAUUGUACUGUAGGGGACAAGGAGAAAGCAAAUCUUAUUUUGUAAAUGUAAAAAAAAAUUAAAUUAACUCACAGAGAUAAAAGAAA